Messenger RNA from Magnusiomyces paraingens, 2622 nucleotides. RefSeq lists its product as uncharacterized. Gene Ontology annotation, molecular function: DNA-binding transcription factor activity, RNA polymerase II-specific; zinc ion binding. The coding region runs from base 1 to 2622 and encodes 873 amino acids. Gene Ontology annotation, biological process: regulation of transcription by RNA polymerase II. NCBI's taxonomy places the organism in Eukaryota, Fungi, Ascomycota, Dipodascomycetes, Dipodascales, Dipodascaceae. The transcript has a single exon. The record is from RefSeq and is a predicted model, not a curated record.
AUGUCAGAACCCAAAGCUCCCUCUGAUUCAUUUGCUUCAAAUUCUUCUUCGGCCUCUCUUGGCCGUAAAGUUCAUCUUCGUCGAACUCAUAAGAAGUCUCAUUUAGGAUGUCGAACAUGCAAGACUAGGCGCAUCAAAUGCGAUGAGCGCAUUCCUGUAUGUACUCAGUGCAAGCGAGCAAAACUUGAAUGCCCCUACCAAAGUUAUACUCCAGAACAAAUUCAUGAACACGAAACUAAAAGAGCUCAAGCAGCAGCAGCUGCCGCUGCCGCUGCAGUUGCCACUGAAUCUUCCUCAAAUUCAAUGGACUUGACACCAAAAAAGUACCAGGAAAAUCAGUUUCAAAAGCAAAGUCAAGCAAACCAAAUAAAUGCCCCCAAUUCUCAACACCAUUCUCAGAUCCAAACUCAAACUCCACAUCGACUCCAACUCAAUUCUAAUCAACAAAAUUCUUAUAAUCCAUCUUUUUCUGUCUCUAAUUCUCUCCAGUCGUCAAACUCGACAGAAGAUUCUGGGAAAAUUUACAUGCUUGAAAACCCUCUGCCUCAGACGCACCCGUCUCAUCCGGGAUUCUUACCUACAGGCCCUUCAGCUGCAACUUCUAGGGGCAACACUGUAACUGCUACGGCGCAAACAUCUUCGUCACAUUCUUCUUUAGAUCACUCUACCGCCUCAUCCGCGUCGGAAUACCCUCCUAAUUCCGUAUCCGUCACAGGCUAUUCAAAUGGAGCAAGUAAUAUAAUUACUGAGCUUGCGCUACCACCAGCUUAUUCUAUUUUCAUUAAUGGCAUUCCUCGUGUUGAAAGAAUUAAUGAAAUUACAAACUUGCGCCGAAGAAACCUUUUGACUACGGUCAAUCUUGUUCGUAGUGGGUUUGAAACUGACUUUAUGCGUAAAGCCUAUUCAAACUGGCUUUCGAAUACACUUGCCCUUGCGUUUCAUUUUGACUGUUUGUACCAUGCCUUUAUGGCAUUUAGUUAUGGUUUCCAGUAUCUCAAAACCAAGCAAAACCACUGUCUUAUUCGCAAAGAACAACAUCGUAUUAUUGCGCUAAAAGCAUUUCAAUCUGAGUUUGACAAUGUGUCUCCUCGUAAUACAGAUGCCUUACUUGGCACUUCACUUGUGCUUUACUGGGACGCAAUGUACCAAGAAGACAAAAUUUACAACUACGUUGGAAUGUGCCGUGGCCUUGGAGCUAUACUCGAAGCAAUACAAACUCAAGCUUCUGUCACUCAAACUUCUAUUUGCACAACAGAAUCUCUUGCACAAGCAAUCAAGCAUAUCAUUUUCCCCAGAUACUCUUAUCACUUUUUGCCAGAGUUACGUGCUCAACUACUUUCUUUAGAACCACUCAUUUCUUCUCAAGCUCGACCAGAGAUUUUUGAGGAAUACACUCUUUUGCUUGAGUAUUUGGAACGCAUAUAUGGCUUUGUUUCUUCAUACGAAUCUAGCGCCAAGAAGAACUGCAUUUACGAACCUAGCACUCUUUUUUCAUAUAUUAAGGAGUGGAUUUCUAAAUUCCCCUGCCUUGCAUUUUCAUUGGAUUUACUCUCCUUUGACGAUGCUUCUAUCGUCCUUUAUACCUAUUACGACACAGUUUCACACAUUCUUGACGCUCUUUUCCCUGAGGCUCGCUACCUUUUCCAAUUUUCAUUCAUUGGACCAAUUGAUCUUCUUGGAAUUGAGCAGGUUGUUCAACUCGCUACUCACCAAGGUGUUCUUGAAAUAUUGAAAUACCCUCUUCGUAUUGCCUCAUUUUUCAAAAAACGGGACGCAAAGUUGAAUGAGAUUUUUCACGCUGCAGAUCCUCUUCUUCUUGCCCCUUAUGAUCUUCCUCUUCAUGAACUUCGACAUCUUGACAUUGUUCGCGAAACUCCAGUUCCUACAUUUCUUCAGGAUUUUGAUGUUGUGCCGCAUUUGCCAGUCUUAGCACCAGGUGCCGCUCCUUUUAUCAAUCCUCUUCUUUCUACAAAAGCAAUAAAUCAAGCACUUGCAGAACGAGGCAAACUCCGCAAAAAUAACCAGUUGUUCCAGCAUGAAUUUCCCAAGCCUUUUUCUUCAUCUUCAUCCUCUUCAACUUCACUGAGUCAAUUUGCUGCCUCAAACUAUUCUUCAAUUUCUGUGAAUUUACCAGUUCCAUCAAAUCAAUUCUCUUCUACUGCCACAAAUAGCUUACAUACUGGUGGAAACUCUGUGUAUACGUACUCUCCACAGUCUCAACACACUACGUUUUCACCCAGUGUCUCUUCAUGUACUGAUGACGGUGCUGCUCACAGUGACAACUUCAUAAAAUCCCGAACCGCCUCCAACCUUUCUCUGCACCAUUCGGGCUUGGAUUCCAGUGCCGCGGGCGGCACCGAUUCCAUACAAGGCCUUGGAAUCACUAAUAUCACUCUUCCACCAGUUCGUUUCCAGACUGAAACUCCACCAAUUGUUUCUACAACAAAGUCUUUGUCUACAGAGCCAUUGGCACCUCCCCCUUUGAAAUCUGCCCCUUCUGCUCCAUCAAAUACCACAACAUUACCACCAUUGAGCUCUUUAUCAAUGGGUUCGUUUAAAAAGUAUUUUAAUGAUAGAAUGGGCAUCAUUGACUACUUUUCUUGCAACAGCGGUUAUAUGUAA